Saccostrea echinata is the source of this 1032-nucleotide messenger RNA. Its product is annotated as LIM homeobox transcription factor 1-beta.1-like. Gene Ontology annotation, biological process: regulation of transcription by RNA polymerase II; neuron differentiation. NCBI's taxonomy places the organism in Eukaryota, Metazoa, Mollusca, Bivalvia, Ostreida, Ostreidae. Gene Ontology annotation, molecular function: DNA-binding transcription factor activity, RNA polymerase II-specific; RNA polymerase II transcription regulatory region sequence-specific DNA binding. Gene Ontology annotation, cellular component: nucleus. The coding region runs from base 1 to 1032 and encodes 343 amino acids. The transcript is spliced from 8 exons. The record is from RefSeq and is a predicted model, not a curated record.
AUGCCCAGUCAACAGCACAAGGAGAUCUGUACGUCCUGCCAGUGUCCCAUUGAGGACCGCUUCCUUCUGCGGGUCAUGGACCUACCCUGGCACGAACAGUGUGUCGUCUGCUCUGUGUGCCAAACACAACUCACACGGACAUGUUUUCAUCGCAACAGGCAGUUCUUCUGCAAAAACGAUUAUGAUAAGUUGUUCCGACGGGCGUCUUGCAACGGUUGUGGUAUGUUUGUCAUCCCCACAGAAUUCGUGAUGCGGGCGAAGGGUUAUGUGUAUCACCAACAAUGCUUCAACUGUAUUGAAUGUGGACAACAGCUCCGCCAAGGAGAUCAUUGUGCAAUAAAGGAUGGACAACUCCUCUGUAGUCUCGACUUCGAGAAGGAAAUCAACAUGAUGGGUUUAAGCCCAAGAAGUGAUGGUUCAGAUAGUUAUGAAGACGGAGAAAGCGAUUGUGGGAAACAUCCUAAGAGACCUCGUACCAUUCUAACAACCAGUCAAAGACGGAAGUUCAAAUCUGCAUUCGAACUAAACCCAAAACCUUGCAGGAAAGUACGUGAACAAUUAGCAGCGGAAACCGGACUAAGUGUAAGAGUUGUCCAGGUGUGGUUCCAGAAUCAGAGGGCAAAGGUGAAAAAAUUGGCACGUCGUCAAAAUCAAGAUGGUAGCAAUUCAAAGUCAGUUGCACAAACAAAGGGUAAAGCUGAGGGUAAAGAAUGCAAGUAUGAACAAGAUGAGGAUGUAGAUCAAGAUUGUCUGCAGAAGUCAAGAGAUGACGAAUCAAUAAGCUCACUAAUAUCGGAGCCCCACCAUAACAAUGUGGAACAGAUAUCCCCUCUUCCGGCAAGUGAAUAUCAUGAGCCAUUUCGAAGUACCAUCGAUCUGGGUCGAAAGGGUUUGGAUGACGGCAUGAGUUGUGUGGAUACAAUGUUUAUGAAUGGAGGCACGACUCCACAUUCACAUUUAGACAGUUCAGGGGUUCCGAAUCCGAUUGACAAACUCUAUUCAAUGCAAAACUCCUAUUUCAGUGUUGAAUAA